CCCUACCGGCCCGGCCCCGCCCCCCAGCUCUGGAAUCGGGACCUUGGCCUCCGCCAGCGGAUUUUCCGCGGUUGCGGCUGGCGGGGCAGGCGGAGCCCGGGCGGAGCCUGUGGCUAUUUCAGGCUGUGCCCCGCCAGGGCCAGGACUAAGGCCGUCCUGUCCCGGACACAGCCUGAGCCAGGGUGAUGCUGAAGAUGGUGACUUUCUUCCAAGGGCUUCCUGGCCAGCAGUCUGUACUAGGGACCCUGAACGUCCCUGGAAGCCCCCCAAAGCCACGCUCGACGUCUGAAGCGGAAUCAGAGGCCUCCAUGUCAGAGGUUUCCUCCGAGGACCUGGUACCACCCCAGGAGCCUGGGACCGUUCCUGACAGAGAGGAGGAGGAGGCCGAAAAGAAGAAGAAGAAAUCCAAAGGGUUGGCCAACAUGUUCAGUGUCUUCACCAAAGGGAAAAAGAAGAAAAGAGGUCAACCCGGAUUAUCCGAUCCGGAGGUCCAGCCCCAGUCCCAGCCGAAGCCAGCCGGCCCACUGCUCACAGUGGAGGAGCUCAAGGAGGCCCUGGAGCGCGGGCGGCUGGAGACGGCGUGGCAGGUGCUGGCGCUGGAGCAGGCGCUGGAGGCGGCGGCGGCGGCGGGCGGCACGAGCGGCGAGGAGCUGGUGUGGCGGCAGAGCAAGGUGGAGGCGCUGUACGCGCUGCUGCGCGACCAGGUGCUCGGCGUGCUGCGGCGGCCGCUGGAGGCGGCGCCCGAGCGCCUGCGCCAGGCGCUGGCCGUGGUGUCGCAGCAGGAGCGGGAGGACCGGCGGGCGGCCGGGGGGCCCGCGGCGGCCGCGCUCGAGGCCACGCGCCCGCGCCGCUGGCUGCAGCUCUGGAGGGGCGUGGUGGCCGAGGUGGCGGCCGAGCGCCUGGACGCGCAGCCCGCGCUGGCGGCCGACGGCCGCUCGGAGGCCGAGAGCAGGUUCCUGCACAUGGGCCGCACCAUGAGGGAGGACCUGGAGGCGGUGGCCGAGCGGCUGAAACCGCUCUUCCCCGACGAGUUCGACGUGGUGCACACCUACGCCGAGAGCUACCACAGGCACUUCGCGGAGCACCUGGGCGCGAUGGCGCAGUUCGAGCUGUGUGAGAGGGACGCCUACUUGCUGCUGCUCUGGGUGCAGAACCUCUACCCCAAAGAUAUUCUGAACAGCCCUAAGUUGGCACAGGAGCUGCAGGGCAUCGAGCUGGGGAGCCUCCUGCCUUCCAAGCAAAUCAGGUUUCUGGAGGCCAUGUUCCUGUCCAAUGAGGUGACCAAUGUGAAGUCGCUCAUGGCCCGAGCUUUGGAGCUAGAGUCUCAGCGUUGGGCCCAGGAUGUGGCUCCCCAGAGCCUGGAUGGCCGCUGCCACAGUGAGCUGGCCAUUGACAUCAUCCAGAUCGUUUCCCUUGGCCAGGACAAGGCUGAGAACAUUACUCCCGAGGUGGGGGUGCAGAUAAAGCAGCUGCUGCUGGUGGAGCUGGCUGCCCUACUGAGGAGCUACCAGCGUGCCUUUGAUGAAUUUCUAGAGAAAAACAAACUGCUGAAAAAUUACAGGGUCAACAUCAUCGCCAACAUCAACAACUGCCAGUCGUUCCGGAUGUCUGUGGAGCAGAAGUGGCAGAUGCCUCCUGAUUCUCUCAACCACCUGCUGGAGCCUCUGAAAGAGCUUAAGGCUCACGGCUUUGACACCCUGCUCCAGAGCCUGUUUUUGGACCUGAAGCCACUGUUCAAGAAGUUCACGCAGACCCGCUGGGCAAACCCAGAUGAGACACUGGAGGAGAUCCUCGCUACUGUGGACAGCAGGCUGCCUGAGUUUUCAGAGCUGCAGGAUUGUUUCCGGAAGGAACUCGUGGAGGCCGUGCACCUGCACCUGGUAAAGGAGUACAUCAUCAGGCUCAGCAAAAGGCGCCUGGUCCUCAAGACCGCCGAGCAGCAGCAGCAGCUGGCAGGGCACAUCCUGGCCAAUGCCGAGGCCAUUCAGCAUUUCUGCACUGACAAUGGCUCCACUGCAGCCUGGCUGCAGCCUGCCCUCCCCACCAUUGCUGAGAUUAUCCGCCUACAAGAUCCCAGCGCCAUUAAGAUCGAGGUGGCCACAUACAUCACCCGUUACCCUGACUUCAGCAAAGGCCACCUGAAUGCCAUCCUGGCCAUCAAGGGCAACCUACAAAGCAGUGAUGUCAAGAGCAUCCGGAAUAUCCUGGACAUCAACACCGAAGUGCAUGAGCCCUCCAGGCCCCUAUUUUCACUUAUAAAAGUUGGCUAGCUUUUCCAAACGUCUGCUACGCUAAUGACCACGCAGUGGAUGUCAGGCACCACCCCAGCCGGCAAUGUUCAAAUGGCACCGGCUCCCACAUUCUGCCACUGCUUCUGCCUAGCCCUGGCUCUGGAACAAUAUCUGGCAGCCAAGAUUAGACAGUCGCUGUCCAAUGGGGCCCAGAUCCUGCUGUGGGGAGCCGGCGUGAGCAAGAAGUUUCUUGUAAAUGAUUAUUCAUCUUGGGCGCACUGAGCCAGUUGCACCACAGUCUGUGGUUUAAUGGCCUCCUUCGGGUGGUCCUGAGUAGUCCCCUCCAGCCCCCUAGGACAGCAGUGAGGCCUCAUUUAUCCUGCUUCCUUCAGCCCAGGGCUAUCAUGAGAUAGAAGUGAAAUCAAAGGAAGAAGGAAAAGAUUCUAUCUGAUCUGGUGUCUGGAAGGAGGCUUCUGAUGUGCCACGGUGGAGCUAUACCAGAACCUCUUCCAUGGUGGCCCAUGGCUCUGCCAUGUGGCCCCCGGUAGCACUCCUGGAGGGCCCUCUUAUUCACACCACGUGGGCUGCCCCCGUGCAUGUGUGUGUGUGUGUUUAGGGAGUGACCCAGAAGGGGUCCUCCCGAUUCUCUCAGGCUGAACCUUCCUGCUGUAGGAACAAGCCAAGGGGCGGUCUCUGAGGCUCCACCCUUUGAAGUCUGGGAGCUCAGGGGUCUGGCAAUCACUCUGUUAGCUUUCUGUCGGUGCUGUACCAAGUUUCCAAACAUCGAGUGGGUCUGAACUAGAACUUUCCUUACAGUUCUGCAAAUCAGAUGUCUGAUACUAGACUGAAAUCUAAGGGUAGUCAGGGCCCAUUGCUUCUAUAGGCCCCAGGGGCUAUAUUUCCUGGUCUUUCCCAGUUUUCAGAGGUUCCCCACACCUCUUGUCUGAGGCCCUUCUACCCUAAGAGCCCGGGACAGCCACACAUCUGUUCUUCAUGGCCCCCACAGUCACCUACUGUGACGCAGGUCCCUGUGAUGGCACCGAAUCUGCCUGCAGACUUGUUAGCAGCCUUGAUUCCAGCUGUUUGCCAUGUCACCUACUAGUCACUGGUUAUGGGGACCAGUGGGUCCCACAGGGUCUAUACUGGAAAGCAGGAACUCAGUGUCCCAUUAAGGCACCUGCUAUUGCGCAGACCCUGCUCCUCUCUCGCCAUGAAAGCCUCCUCAGCACUGACCCAGCCCUGAUUCUCAGGGCCCAGGCUGGGAUCCGAAGCCCCUUCUCUACAUUUAUCCCUUUUCCCAGGUACUUGCCUUACAAAACUGGCCAGUGUGAGCAAUGAACAAAGCCUUCCUUCAUAUCUUCGGAGAUGUUAGCUUGUUUGAUGACAUUAAUACUGUUAAUAUUUUUAUAGUGUUGAUUUUGUAUGUGUCUACUCAGGACAGAAUCCAAGGGAUUUUUUUUUUUUAUGGCUUGAUAUAAAACUGAAUUCAAAAGUG
Messenger RNA from Psammomys obesus (fat sand rat), 3726 nucleotides. It is a transcript of the gene Tnfaip2, whose product is annotated as TNF alpha induced protein 2. Bases 186 to 2270 code for a protein of 694 amino acids. The transcript has 12 exons. Gene Ontology annotation, cellular component: exocyst. The record is from RefSeq and is a predicted model, not a curated record. Gene Ontology annotation, biological process: exocyst localization; exocytosis. Lineage: Eukaryota; Metazoa; Chordata; Mammalia; Rodentia; Muridae. Gene Ontology annotation, molecular function: SNARE binding.